AACAUUAUCAGACACUAGACAAGACAAGCAGGCUUUGAAAUUUCUCCCGAACUUUCACUUUGGGAAUUCGUCUUCUCGUUCACACUGCUGCUGCUGCUGUUGUAGAUUUCUUAUCAUCAUCGUCGUGGUACUUUAAUAAUUCUAUUUUUUUCUAUUGGAGUUCACAAUUAAGGGUUCUUUGUUCUGCCAAAAACAACUAUGGAGGAAGAUACUAUAGUUGAUCAACCUCCGUUGUUCUCGAUGAAGGAGUUUCCUCCAAAGGUUUCAGAAAAACCACCCCCAGUGAUAGAAAAUCCUCAACCUAAUGAACCCCUGGAAGUGGAAAAAUCAUGUGACCCUGAAUCGUAUACUCUUAGUUUCUCUGAUCUUGGUUUAUCUGACUGGGCUACUCGGACAUGCAAGGAGCUUGGAAUGAAGAAACCCACACAAGUUCAACAUCACUGUAUUCCUCGAAUUCUUGCUGGUCAGGAUGUUUUGGGUUUAGCUCAGACAGGUAGUGGGAAGACAGCGGCUUUCGCAUUACCUAUUCUGAAUCGCCUCGCAGAAAACCCCUAUGGUGUGUUUGCUUUGGUGAUAACACCUACUAGGGAGCUAGCCUACCAAUUGGCAGACCAGUUCAGGGCACUUGGAGCAUCCUUGCACCUACGGUGUGCUGUUGUUGUUGGAGGGAUGGAUAUGAUCACUCAAGCACAAGCUUUGAUGCAACGCCCACAUGUUGUGAUCGCAACACCUGGGAGAAUUAAAGUCCUCCUUGAACAGAAUCCAGAUAUUCCAUCCGUCUUCUCGAAGACCAAGUUUCUAGUUUUGGAUGAGGCUGAUAGAGUUUUGGAUGUUGGUUUUGAGGAGGAACUGAGUGCAAUAUUUCAGUACUUGCCCAACGAUAGACAAACUCUGUUGUUUUCUGCGACAAUGACAGAAAACCUACAAACACUGCUUGAGGUUUCUGCAAACAAGGCAUACUUUUACGAACAAUAUGAGGGAUUUAAGACUGUUGAAUCUCUUAAACAACAGUAUGUUUUUAUUCCCAAAAACGUGAAAGAUGUUUAUCUGCUACACAUUUUGUCAAAAAUGGAGGACAUGGGCGUUCGCUCUGCCAUAAUAUUUGUUUCUACAUGCAGGAGUUGUCACCUUCUUAGUUUGAUACUGGAAGAACUUGAACAGCCAGCAGUAGGAUUGCAUUCGCACAAGUCCCAGGCUCUAAGACUGUCUGCACUACAUCGAUUCAAAUCUGGUCAGACUCCCGUUCUGCUGGCAACAGAUGUGGCUAGUCGGGGUUUAGACAUUCCAACAGUUGAUCUUGUCAUAAAUUAUGAUAUUCCGAGAUAUGCCCGAGACUACGUUCAUCGUGUUGGGCGUACAGCAAGAGCUGGCAGAGGGGGGCUGGCUGUGAGCUUUGUUACACAGAACGAUGUAGAUCUAAUACAUGAAAUAGAGUCGGUCGUUGGGAAGCAGUUGGAUAAGUUUGAAUGCAAGGAAAAUGAUGUUCUUGCUGAAAUGACGAAGGUUUACAAAGCUAAACGUAUUGCGACUAUGAAGAUGAUGGAUGACGGUUACGAACAAAAAGCAGAAGAACGAAAAGCCCAGAAGCUAAAAACACUUUCAGAGAAAGGAUUACUAAAAGAAAAGACUAAUAAGAAGAGAAGAAGAACCAAAACUACUUCUGCAGAAGAAUCAAAGUAGGAAAUUUUGUGCCUGAGAUAUAUUUAGAGAACCUUGAGGAUUAAAGAACAAUGGCCUGUACACACACAUUUACAAAGUUUUCCAAUUAUGAAGAAAUCUUCUGUGUAUCAGCUAGCUAGCUAGCUCAUGAGUCCAUUGAGAGAAAUGUAUUACCAUUUUUUCUUCUGUUGCCAGAACCUCCAAAUUAUGAAGGUCUCAGGGUUGUAAUAUGUAAAUUAACAUCAAUUUUUGUUAUCUCAAUCCAACCCUUUCUUUGCUGA
This is a messenger RNA of Papaver somniferum (opium poppy), 1940 nucleotides long. RefSeq names its product DEAD-box ATP-dependent RNA helicase 36-like. Lineage: Eukaryota; Viridiplantae; Streptophyta; Magnoliopsida; Ranunculales; Papaveraceae. The coding region runs from base 199 to 1680 and encodes 493 amino acids. Gene Ontology annotation, molecular function: nucleic acid binding; RNA helicase activity; ATP binding. The record is from RefSeq and is a predicted model, not a curated record. The transcript is spliced from 7 exons.